Messenger RNA from Brienomyrus brachyistius, 3339 nucleotides. Its product is annotated as gamma-taxilin-like. Bases 110 to 1465 code for a protein of 451 amino acids. Gene Ontology annotation, molecular function: syntaxin binding. The record is from RefSeq and is a predicted model, not a curated record. Gene Ontology annotation, biological process: regulation of cell cycle. NCBI's taxonomy places the organism in Eukaryota, Metazoa, Chordata, Actinopteri, Osteoglossiformes, Mormyridae. The transcript is spliced from 10 exons.
AAACCCAAGCCCAAGGCGUGAAACGCCGGCAGCUCCCUUCCUCCGCAGUCCCUCCUCCGCUCUUAUCUUCUUUUUCCACCCCCUCCAUCAGUCUCUAUUUCGUCACAACAUGGCGACGUGCUCAGAUAACAGGGUCGCUGUAAAUGCCGAGACUGUGCAGAUCAUGGAUGCAACAGAGGCCUGUGGUGUGGACGUGCUGGUACAGGGGCUAUCACUGAGGUGUAGCCAUCACACCAGAGGAUCUGCGGAGGAGAUGGCAUCCAGCAGUGAGGACUCCAGAGAGGAAACCUUGGGGCACAGAGAUCCAGCUGAUAGCCAGAAACCCCAGGACAACAAGGAGUUGGGAGAUGAGGUUAAUUUACUGAUGGAAGCUCUGAACACCUUAUCCAGUUCUGAGGAGAAGCUGGCAGCUUUAUGCAAGAAAUAUGCAGAUUUGCUAGAGGAGAGCCGUGGCAUGCAGAAGCAGAUGAAGGGGCUGCAGAAGCAGCAGGCGCAGAUGGUGAAGGAGAAGGCCCAGCUUCAGGGCGAGCACAGUAAAGCCGUCCUGGCCCGCAGUAAGCUGGAGAACCGGUGCAGAGAGCUUCAGCGCCACAAUAGGGUCCUCAAGGAGGAGAACACCCUGAAGUCCCGGGAGUACGAUGAGAGGCGCAAGGAGGCCACCCUCCACUUCCAGGCGACGCUCAGUGAAAUAGAAGAGCAAAUGGAACAGCACAGCACCCACAACAGUAGAUUGCAGCAGGAGAACCUGGAGCUGGCUGAUAAGCUGAAGAAGCUUGUUGAGCAGUAUCAGCUCAGGGAGGAGCAAGUGGACAGCGUGUUCAAGCAGAAGGAUGAAGAGCAGCAGCUGCUGGAUUCAAAGCUGCAGAAGACCACGGAGCUGCUCAGGAGGUCGGAGGAGAAGCACCUUAGAGAAAUAGACUUUCUCCUGAAGGAAGCUACGGAGUCCAGACACCUGUGUGAGCUGAUGAAGGAUCAGGAGUCCCAACUCAAGCAGCAGCUUUCCUUUUACAUGGACAAGUUUGAGGAUUUUCAGAGCACGCUUUCUAAAAGCAACGAGAUGUUCACCGCCUUCAGGCAAGAAAUGGAGAAGAUGACCAAAAAGAUCAAGAAACUGGAGAAGGAGACGACGAUGUGGCGCAGUAAAUGGGAGAGCAGCAGUCAGGCAGUGCUGCAGAUGGCUCAGGAGAAAACUCUGCGAGACAGACACUGCACUUCACUCCAUGCCAAACUGGAGCGACUGGAGAAGCUGUGCAGGGCUCUGCAAAAGGAGCGAAAUGACCUGACUCGAAAGGUGGAAGGCCAACGGGGCCCACAGGUCGAGCCUGGCUUGGUUGACCUGGGCCAUUUAGAACUUGAGCCAGAAGACCCUACGGCCAAAUCUGACCCACAGCCCACUGAAGAGGAGGCGGCAGAGCCUGAAAGAGGGGGGGUAGGGCUGAAUCCUGCUCCACCUGAGCAAACCUAGAAGGAUUUUAGAAGGAAUUCCCCUCCCCUUCUAAAUGAAGGUUCCAGCUGAAUGAAUAUGGCCCAUGGAGUGUUUUGUGUAGUAAAAUUUACUACGUUUUUGCUUGAAGAUGAUUAUUUUUACUCACCCUUUUUCCUCUCUUGUGUUUUAUUUAGAGAUUUUAUGCUAUUUAAGAAUGCUGUGACGCAGAAUCUAUAGGAUUUUAUUUUAGAAUUUUGUAUUUUUUUUGUACAUUUUCCUAUCCGACCUCAUUUUGGGUGGCACAGUGCCAUAAUAAAAUGACCAGAAUACAGACACGACGUCUAUUUCCAUAAUGAAAAUGUAAAAGAACCUGCAAACAUGAAGAAAUCGGGCUGUAUGUCUCCGCUAUGAUUUUCCCAUCUGUGCUGAUGGUCAAGCAGAACAUACUGAAUAGCCAAUAUUAUCGCCCCAUAAUCAUAUAAUUAGUUCCUCAGUUAAGUGUUUUGCUGCCUUAACUUUUGACCAAUAAGACCCCAAGACACAGAAAGAAUGGGACAGAAACAUAUAGUUUGUAUAAAUGAACAUGUGUAUACUGUUUGAUUAAAAAUGUAUUAUUCUUAAGCAUUGUACUUUGUGGAUACAAGUACAUUUUGACUAGUCCUACUUUCCCAUACGUUGGACUCUUUGUAAUGGAAGUAUUGGAUGCAUUUCUGUGGUACUGUUUCCUCAUAAGUAGGAAUCACAGUCUGAUUCCGGCAUGGUUCUCAGCACCGUUGCAAAGAAGCAACGUGCUGUAUGUCUUGAUGAUAUUGUAAAACCAUGAGGUGAAUUGAUAGAGAGAUGCUGUUCUUGAUGUAAACUCCACCCAGUUAGCAGUGCAGGCUACCAUCAGCUAUGGUGACAAGAAGCCUCUCUACCAUUACCUUUAUCUGUGAAAUGUUUUGUGAAAGUCCGGACCCCCCGCGGCCCAGUAGGAUAAGCGGUUUGGAAAAUGGAUGGAUGUUUUGUGAAAGAAGUUUGGUUUUAUCACUUAUGAGUCUACUACAGGCGCUGUAAUUACUAGGAAAGAACAAAUUCAACCAUAUCAUUUAUAUAUUUAUAAUUGCCAAGUCAAUUUCAGUAGAAGUUCUUUAAAAAUCAUUUACUUAUACCACAGAUAUGCACAUAUUUCUCAACUUGUAUGUUUAAUAAAAAAGGGCACAUUGUCAAGUCAUUUAAAUCAACCUUUACAAAAAAUAAGGGACUAUUAUGUUUUAUGCAACUUGUAAAAAGGCCUUUGUGUAAGGUUCAGUUGAAUGUUAUCUUGUCAUAAUCAACAAAGCAUUACUUGAGUCAGUUCCUGAUUGUUUUUCUGCUUAAGUUAGCUGCAACUGAAAUUUAAUUCUGUAUUACCCAGCUUUUACCGAGUAGUUUUUGUGACAUGUUUACUUGAACCUUUCAGAUUCAUUAUCGACCUUCUGAGCAGCUAGUUGGGUUUUGAUUUUUAUCAAUGUUCCCCUUUUGUUAAUGAACACCUUGUAAGAACAGCAAAUGAAUAAUAUUUCUUUACAUGCUAAGGAAAACAUCAUGUAAGGAAGGCUACUCUCUUGAAGACUGAGGAUUCCUGGUGAUAUUCACAAGCUGAUUUUUCAUUACUUCUUUCACUGAAAUCAAGCUGCUGUUUCGCAAUGAGGGAAGUGAUGCCUACAUUCCAGAAGUUUGCCAUCUGCUCCGCCUACUUGGAAUUUUCCCUUUUUUUUCUCAGGUUUUGCAAGAAAUCUACCUCUGACAACGUACACAAGCAACUUGGGGAAUACUUGGAAUACUUAAGAACUUUUUUUUUUUUCCACAAUACGUCCAUGUUCCUGUGAGAUUGUAAAAAAUUCUGCCAUAUCCUUUGCUUUUCAAUAAAUUAUCUUAAUCAGACAAACAAA